Molecule: messenger RNA, 4956 nt
Organism: Girardinichthys multiradiatus
Lineage: Eukaryota; Metazoa; Chordata; Actinopteri; Cyprinodontiformes; Goodeidae
Gene: alox5a
Product: arachidonate 5-lipoxygenase a
Exons: 14
Coding region: 140-2161 (673 amino acids)
Biological process (GO): lipid oxidation; linoleic acid metabolic process
Cellular component (GO): nuclear envelope
Molecular function (GO): protein binding; iron ion binding; arachidonate 5-lipoxygenase activity
Source: RefSeq, a predicted model, not a curated record
CUCAGUGAAAGACAGAGCUGCAUUCUGAGUCAACACCUUUCAAGAGCAGCAGAAUUGUGGGGGUUUUUCCAACUGGUUUCUUCAUCUUCAGAGGGCACAUUUGGACAUUUUUGGUCCUUCUCUUAUUUUGUGACCUGCCAUGCCAUCUUACACAGUAACUAUAGCCACAGGGAACCAGUGGUUUGCAGGGACAGAUGAUUAUGUCUACAUCACGCUGGUGGGCACGGAGGGAUGCAGCGAGAGGACACUGCUGGACAAACCCCUCUAUAACGACUUCGAGAGGGGGGCGGUAGACUCAUAUGAUGUGAAAGUUGGUGAGAACUUGGGUGAUAUCAUGCUGGUUAAGAUUGAAAAGAAGAAAUAUUGGAUGCUGGAUGACUGGUACUGCAGGUAUGUCACUGUCAAGACCCCAUGUGGAGAUUAUGUGGAAUUUCCCUGCUUUCGCUGGCUGGUGGAUGACAAAGAAGUGAUCCUGCGGGAUGGACGAGCAUUUCUGCCUCAGGAUGAUAAAACCAGCCUAGUAAAGCAGCACAGACAAAAAGAGUUGGAUCAGAGAAGAAAAACCUACAGAUGGAAGGAGUGGCAGCCAGGCUUCCCUAUGAGCAUAGAUGCAAACAGACACAGGGACCUGCCCAGAGACAUCCAGUUUGACAGUGAAAAGGGAGUGGACUUCAUACUAAACUACAGUAAGGCAAUAGAGAACCUGUGUGUGAACAGCUUCAUGAACAUGUUUCAGUCUUCGUGGAGUGACCUUGCAGACUUUGAGAAAAUCUUUGUGAGAAUCAAAAACACAAUCUCAGAGUAUGUGAUGCAACACUGGGAAGAAGAUUUCAUGUUUGGAUACCAGUUUCUGAAUGGUUGUAACCCAGUGUUGAUUUCCAAAUGCACCAAACUUCCUGACAAGUUCCCUGUUACUGAUGAGAUGAUUUCUGUCAGCCUGGAAAGGGAUCUGACCCUGGAGCAGGAAAUUAAGGCAGGUAACAUAUACAUCGUUGACUAUGAAAUGUUAGAGGGCAUUAAUGCGAACUCCACAGACCCAAACACGCAGCAGUACCUGGCUGCUCCAAUGUGUCUCCUAUACAAGAACGUACGGAACAAGAUCCUGCCUAUAGCCAUACAGCUGGGCCAGAAUCCGGAUGAAAAUCCAGUCUUCCUUCCCACUGACAGUAAGUAUGACUGGAUGCUGGCUAAGAUCUGGGUACGAUCAGCUGACUUCCAACACCACCAGACCAUCUCACACCUGCUCAGGACACAUCUGAUAACAGAGGUGUUCGGUAUCGCCAUGUACAGACAGCUUCCGGCUGUUCACCCAGCAUUUAAGCUGCUCAUCCCACACAUUCGUUUUACUAUCGCGAUCAAUACCAAGGCCAGAGAACAGCUCAUCUGUGAGAGCGGGAUAUUUGACAAGGCAAAUGCAACAGGUGGAGGUGGCCACGUCCAACUUGUCCAGAAGGCCAUGAAGACUCUUACCUACAGGUCUUUCUGCUUCCCCGACAUGAUCAAGAGCCGCGGCGUGGACAGCACGGAGGAUCUGCCCACCUAUUUCUACAGGGAUGAUGGCUACAAGGUGUGGGAAGCCACCAAAAGUUUUGUCUCUGAUGUGGUGGGUAUUUACUACACCAGUGACGAGAGAGUGCAGGGAGACGAGGAAAUCCAGGCCUUUGUCAAAGACGUGUGCAGCUUUGGUAUGCAGGACUUCGAUCACUGCGAGUUUCCAAAGUCUCUGAAGACACGUGAUGAACUGAUAGAGUACCUGACUGUUGUUAUAUUCACUGCUUCGGCCCAGCAUGCUGCAGUAAACUUCGGACAGUAUGACUGGUGCUCCUGGAUCCCCAAUGCUCCGUCUACCAUGCGGAAACCCCCUCCGAAGGAGAAAGGGCAGGCAGAUAUAAAAACGAUCAUUGAUAGCCUCCCUGAUCGUGGCCGCUCCAGCUGGCACCUGGGGGCCGUGUGGGCCCUCAGCCAGUACCAGGAGAAUGAGCUGUAUUUGGGUAUGUAUCCAGAUGAACACUUCAUAGAGAGUCCAGUGAAGGGGGCCAUGGAGAGGUUCAGGAAGCAGCUGGCAGAGAUAAGCAGCCUCAUCAAAAGGAGGAACGAGGAAAAGAAGCUGCCGUACUACAACAUGUCUCCAGACAAAAUCCCAAACAGUGUUGCUGUUUGAGGAGUAAAGCUCACCUCAUCUAUAUCUAAUCUAGCUUUCUACUGCUGUGUUAAAGAGCAUGAGAAAUUGAGGUUUUUGCAACUAUAGAAAAAUGUGUAUUUGUGAUUCAGUUUUGUCUAGUUUGUGACCAUUGUGUUACAGAUAUAAAGGAGAGAUUAUAAAUUUAAAACUUAACUGCCUUCUGCAGGUUCCCAUUUUGAGAUACAAGUGCGACGUUUAACACAGUCUUGAUGCUUCAGACAAUUAGUGACUAAACAAAUUGACCAAUCAAAAGAGGGGACCCUGGAAAUAUGAAUUCCACAAUAGGUUAAACCAUCCAGCAAACUGUUUUGGUUUAUCGCUGUUGAUAUUUUCAUAUUUAUCUGAAGAAUAUAAAUCAGAAUAUAAAAAAAGACUUCUAGUCAAAAUGUUUUAUUGAAGGUCUGGAUCAAGUGAGAUUUUCAAAGCAAUAAGCUAAGACAUAAAGUACUGUAAUAAUACAAUUACUAUUAGUGAACAAAAUAGGAGCUCAAAGUCAUCACUUUGCAAAUUUUGCUAAUAUUUUUUACUCUGUUUUCAAAAGUAGCUCAAUGUUAUGGAUUAGUAAUCUUAUUUUUCUGUUUUGUAAAAAGAUAUUGCAGUUUAAUAGCAUUGGAUGUAUGUGCUCUAGAAAUGAAACUUUGAUUGUGUGUAACUUAAGAAUUCAGUUUGCUACAGACAACUUCACUUAUAGUGAACCAUCCUGCUUGCUGUUGUUUGUGACCUAUUGUCACAAACCUUGGUUUUUAAAAUCCAGAUUUUUUAACUGAGGCAACUGGCCAAGAUGAAAAAUAUCUUGUGGAAAGAUGACCUUAAAACAGUGAUUCAUGCCUUUGUUACAACUCUGCUGGAUUACUGUAACUCUUUGUAGCUUGGAGUUAGUAAAUCAUCCUUGUCACACCCUCAGUUUGUGCAAAACACUGAUGCACAGAAAGCAGAAGAGAGAGCAUAUACUCCUAUUUGAUACUCUCUGCACCUGUUGCCUGUCCAUUUUGAAGCUCUUGUUUUUAAGGCUUUAAAUGGUCUUGCUCCUCCCUACCUUUCUGAGCACCUGCCCUCCCAGUCUCGGUCACUCAGAUCAGCUGGCCAGCUUUUGCUGGAGGUGCCAAGGACACGGCAGAAGCUUUGGAGGGAGAUCUGACUUUUGCCGUUGCAGCUCCCAAACUAUGGAAUGCUUUGUCACUUGAUAUGAGAAAGUCCUCUUCACUAGCCAUUUCUUUUGUUUUCAUAGUCAGGCCAUUUUUUUCAACAUAUACAAAAUUCCCCUAGCUCAGAUUAUGGAGUACCACAAAAUCUCUGUGCAGAUGAUAGACAAUUUUCUAUUUCUGAGUGUACCAUCACUUGACUGUUCACUACGGUGACUGACUCAUUGUGUUUAAAAUAUCCACCAGGGGAAGAGUCAACCUUGUCUCCAGCUUAAUAGAGAUGACAGAAGACCUUGUUUUUGGUUCCAAGAAUACUAGGUUAGAACUUAGAGACCACAGAGCAAGCAAAAACCUAGGUGUUAUCGACUCAGACCUGAAUUUUAACAACUAUAAAAAAUUUGUUACUAAUUCUGCCUUUUUCUACCUUUAAAAUGUUACUAUAUUUAUUAAUUUCUUAUUACACAGAAAACUGCUGCAGGCCUUUAUCUUCAGUAAGUUAGAUUAUUGCAGUGAUGUCAAUAAAGUUUCUUUAAAAAUCUGUCAGGCAACUGCAGCUCGUCCAAAACUCUGCCACAGGAACCUUGACGAAAACCAGGAAAAUAGAUCAUACCACAGCGGUCCCCAAAUCACGGCACUGGCCCCAUGUUUGGAGAGAUUUAAAAAAACCUGGUGAUGGCCUUUAAGGCAUUGAAUGGUCUUGGAGUUUUUCGCCAGGAAUGAACCAUGUUGGCCCCUCAGGUUAUCUGAGACAUGUUCAGUCCGCACUCCCAGGACCGAAACCAUUCAGUUCUCAUGUUCCUCAGCUCAUGCAUCAACUUCCCGAAAACCCAGGAUGUGCAGAAACUGUUGGCUCCUUUAAAUUUAGGGCUGAAAACAUCACUGUUUACCUCAGUUUCCCUCAGGCCAAAGACUGCCUCAUCAUUUACUUGAUAUCACUUCUUUUUUUUAUUUUUAUGAAGCAGCCUUUUAACAUUUCUUUUUUUAUGGGAUGCUUUAUGUUUAUCGUGUAUUUUAAAAAUGUGUAUUUUGAUGGUGUUUUUAUGCAGGUUAUCACUAGCCAUUUCUAAAUCUCUUAUUCUUAUUAAUCUCUUAUUAAGACCCACCUCUUCUCUUUGGUUGCUGAUCUGGUAUUAAAUAGUUAAUAUGGCGUAUUUUCUUGCUACUUUUGCUUUAAUUACUUUCUCCAAGAAUUUUGUUUUUGCCUGCCCGUCCGUCUGUUUGCAGAUUUGGAUAACAUUUUCUGACAAGGUGCAUAUUAGGACAAGGAACAGAUAAUUACAUCUUGGUGGUGAUGCGGUGCGCCAUCUGGAUUUAGGAUUUUCUUGACGGAUUCUUUAUCAUUGCCAGACCAUGGUGCGCCAGCUUGGAAUUCCCACAUGGUUUCUCACCCCGUCAGCUGCUGACAUGCAGUGGUCAGAAGUCAUCCAGAGUAUGGCUCAUCAGUAUAGGCUGACCUGCAUCAAUGACCCGAUUUCUAGUUUCUGACCUUUAAUCAUUCUGUUUGUUUUAAAUUCAAACGUUUUGUUAAUUUAUAUUAAUCAUUCUUUUUGUUCCACACUUUGGUCAGUGCUUGCUGUUUUUAAAGUGCUUUAUAAAUAAAGUUGGAUGGCAGUUCAUUCCAUUUAACCUUAA